AAGGGGACCGAGCUUCAGCUGUGACUUCCUCUGGCUGCGCUGGGUAAGUGCUCCCGUUAUUUGGACUGGGUUGAGAAAGGAAGGAGCCUUUGAGACAGCCAAGACCCCAUCUGCCUUCAAGUACCUUCUACCUGGCCAAAGAGAGGGUGAGAAGCCCCGGACACCUAACUCGGAGAGCGCCAUGUCCCUGCUCCUGCUGGUCGUCUCUGCCUUGCACAUCCUCAUUCUCAUCCUCCUCUUCGUGGCAACCCUAGACAAGUCAUGGUGGAUCCUUCCCGGGAACAACUCCCUGAACCUUUGGAAGGAAUGUGUGGCAUCCUCGAACCACUCGGAGGUCUGGGAAUGCAGAAACGUCAGCGAAAGCGGCUGGCUGCAGGCCGUCCAGGCCCUCAUGGUGCUGUCGCUCAUUUUCUGCUGCCUCUCCUUCAUGCUCUUCAUGUUCCAGCUGUACACCAUGAGGCGAGGGGGCCUCUUCUACGCCACCGGCCUGUGCCAGUUCUGCACCAGCGUGUCCGUGUUCGCCGGGGCCCUCAUCUACGCCAUGCACGUCAAGGAGAUUCACCAGGCCCGCCACACCAGGGGCUCCUUCGGCUACUGCUUCGCCCUAGCCUGGGUGGCCUUUCCCCUGGCGCUGGCCAGCGGCCUCAUCUACAUCCACCUGAGGAAACGAGAGUGAGGCCUCGCCGGCCGGCCGGCCAGCUCUCAACAGCGAGCCCUGCCAGGCCGGGGCCUGACCCUGCGAUCUCUGCUUCCUCCUGUGUCCACUGGGAGGGUAGGACGAUGCGGCCUCCUCUUUCCCUCUUCUCUUUCUUCUGGCCUGGCCCUUCUGCCCUGCGCUCCCUGCCCCGGACACUUGGUGCUUUGGGGUCCUUUCCAGGCUGACCGUUGGGCUGGGCCAGGAGUCAAGGCCUUGGUUCAGAUCUAGCCUCUGGCGCGUACUAGUUGUGAGACCCUGAGCAAGUCACCUAACCUGUUUGCCUCAGUGUCCCCAUCUGCAAAAUGGGGAUAAUAAUAGCACCCACCUCCCUGGAGGUUGUGCGAUCCAAGGAGACGUGUUAAAGUGCCUGGCACGGUGGCCAGCACACAGAAGGGGCUACUUAAAUGCUUCUUCCCUCCCUUCUCCGACGGCCUCUGCCCCGAGGUCCUUGCCAGGGCUCCGCCGAGGCCCAAAGGCCCGGGCAAGGGGCUUUAGUCCAUUCUGGCGACUUGCCUGGGAGAAGGCGAGACCUCUGGGGGUCAGUCCUGGCCAUCUCUACAAAUGGAGGGGGGCCGGGCCGGCGGAGGCCCCGGGCCCAGCUCAGACUAGCUCUAAACCUCAAGUGCAAUGAGACUCAACGCAGUACCAUACACGAGAUCUAAUCAGUUAAAGCGCUUUGUAACCUCUCAAGUAAACUUUGUCUACACCCGG
Gracilinanus agilis (Agile Gracile Mouse Opossum) is the source of this 1408-nucleotide messenger RNA. RefSeq names its product epithelial membrane protein 3 (gene EMP3). Bases 182 to 676 code for a protein of 164 amino acids. NCBI's taxonomy places the organism in Eukaryota, Metazoa, Chordata, Mammalia, Didelphimorphia, Didelphidae. The transcript is spliced from 5 exons. The record is from RefSeq and is a predicted model, not a curated record. Gene Ontology annotation, cellular component: plasma membrane.